AUGGCCAAAAGUAUUACAGUUUUUGUUUCUCUUUUUAUUUUUGUGUCUUUUCUUCUCACAAAUUUGACACUCUCUCAAGAUGCAUCUCCUCCUCCACCACCAUCCAACACAACUGAGACUCCCCCGCCGCCACCAUCCAACACGACAGACACUCCACCUCCGCCGCCACCAUCCAACACCACUGACACUCCACCUCCGCCGCCGCCAUCCAACACCACUGACACUCCACCUCCGCCGCCACCAUCCAACACCACUGACACUCCACCUCCGCCGCCACCAUCCAACACCACNGACACUCCACCUCCGCCGCCACCAUCCAACACCACUGACACUCCACCUCCGCCGCCGCCAUCCAACACCACUGACACCCCACCUCCGCCACCACCAUCCAACACAACCGACGCUCCACCCCCACCGCCGCCAUCCAACACAACUGACACUCAACCCCCACCGCCACCCGAUUCGACCACUGUCCCACCACCUGCACCGCCGCCUAAUGUGGGUUCAUCUCCGCCACCGGCGCCACAAACUAACGAAGCAUUGAAUGAAAAGGGUGGUGGAGAUUCAAAAGGACUGAGCGGCGGACAAAAGGCAGGGAUUGCGUUUGGAGUAAUCGUAGGAGCAGGUUUGUUGGGAUUUGUAGGAUUGAUUUGCAUCAAGCGUCGCAGUAAUUCAAGAAAAAGCCGUUAUGGAUAUGCUGCAAGAGACUCAAUGCUUUAA
Molecule: messenger RNA, 720 nt
Organism: Benincasa hispida (wax gourd)
Lineage: Eukaryota; Viridiplantae; Streptophyta; Magnoliopsida; Cucurbitales; Cucurbitaceae
Source: RefSeq, a predicted model, not a curated record